GAAUCACUGGCAGAAUGGAGUCAGUCACAAGCAACCAAAUCAAUCGAGUGACUAAGCUGGAGGAGCUGCAUGCGCACACAAUGCAAGCUUUGGAGCAGAGCAUUCACACGAUGGAUCGAAGCAUGAAAGCUCAUGACAGCACUCCGGUUCCCAGCGUGACUCCUCCCUUCGGCCUCGUCCUGUCUGAACAGCCCAUGCGCGGAUUCAAGUUUGUUGUCGACAAGGUAAUACCUGGAUCUGCUUCCGACCUCGGAGGUCUACGUCAGGGCGACUACAUUGUGGGCAUCGAUGGUUCCAAGGCCAACGCCAUGCAGAUCAGAGAGCUUGUUCAGUACAUCAACACGAAGAAGAGCCAUGCCGUCAUGAUGUUUGAGGUCCUCCCAAAAGACAGCAACGAAGUUCAGACUCUAUGGAUUCAUCGAGAUGCAGCUUUCGCCAGACAGAGUCCCAUAAGGACCAGUUUCUCCCAAGAUGAAUCAGUCGGUCGAUAUGCCGACGCAGAGUAUGAGAAGAUGAUGCUCGAUGCUUCAAAUCUUUCACACGCUCGAGAUUCUUAAGAAAUGUUCCUCUUUUUUCCAUCAUAACAGUUGCUUUUUCCUCUUUUACGUCAAUCAUGUCAUUAUCCAAUGAAAAGGUCUUCACGAUC
Molecule: messenger RNA, 646 nt
Organism: Guillardia theta CCMP2712
Lineage: Eukaryota; Cryptophyceae; Pyrenomonadales; Geminigeraceae
Exons: 4
Coding region: 195-557 (120 amino acids)
Molecular function (GO): protein binding
Source: RefSeq, a predicted model, not a curated record